AGAAUCUUGGCAGUUGGGAGUCUCCAGCUGGUCUGGAACUCUGGCGGUCUGCCCUGUGUCGGAGACCCCGUGACCACUGGGAUAAGAGAGAGAGAGGACCUCAACUGUCUGAUUUGGUGGUUUCCCAAUAGGGAAAUUGCUCAGAGGGAAGGGGCUGGAUGGAGAAACAGUCAUAUAAGAAGGGGCUGGCUGGAGGAAGGCAGAGGAAGAAACAGAGCCACCGCACCACCCCCGAAACCCGGCCCCCGCUGCAGGACCAUGGCUUUCCAGUGCCCGAGCACCACUCUGCUCCUUGGCUUUCUGGGAGUUGCCCUGACCCUUCAAGGGGUUCAGGCCCUGAACUGUUACCGAGGGAACUCGUUCCUCCUGGGGAAGGAAAUUUCACCGAGGAGCAAUUCGAGGAAUGAGACGUGCGAGCCCAGGAUGAGAUGCCAGGAAUCCAUGUUAAUCAUCCAAGCCGGAACCCGAGUGUUGACUCUCAACAAUAAAGGCUGCACCACCCGAGAGGUCCAGGCGCUCCGGGUCACCCGACACGUCGAGCCACCGGGACUGAUCGUCAUCUCCUACACCCAAGUCUGCAACUCUGACUUCUGCAAUGAACUCAAAGACAUCAGCCCCUUCAACCUGAACGAGACCAAGCCCGACGUCCCCUCCCCAGAAGGCCUGAUGUGCCCCACCUGUGUGGGUUUGGGCCUGUCCUGUUCCGCCGACCUUCUCCCGUGCCCUGCCGGGACGAGCCACUGUUACAACGGGAAUAUCAACGUGAAAGGGACCUUUUCUGGCCCUCUGAGCGUGCAGGGCUGCGUCCAGGAGAGCUGUCGGCUACUCCUCCCGGGCACCCAGGCCAUCGGGGAAUUGGGCACCCAGGAGUCUCAGACAAGCUGCUGCCUCGGGGGUCAUUGUGACCGCGAAGCCCCGCCCCAGAUCCAUUCGGCCUCCUCCAUCUCCCACCCUGGCCUGGCCUGGUCGGGGGUGGGGGUGACCCUGCUCUUCUCCCUGGUACCUUGAGAGGGGUCCGCCCCCCGGGUCCGUGGACUUCCCCGGGACCCUCUGACUCUUGCCCUCCUCAGUGCUGCCCAUAUCUCAUAUCUUGGCGGGGUCCUACUCCCCCAAUCCCUUCCCCUCUAAUCACCAAUAAAAGAGCCCGAGCUCAGUACAUUUCC
Ornithorhynchus anatinus (platypus) is the source of this 1163-nucleotide messenger RNA. It is a transcript of the gene TEX101, whose product is annotated as testis expressed 101. NCBI's taxonomy places the organism in Eukaryota, Metazoa, Chordata, Mammalia, Monotremata, Ornithorhynchidae. The transcript has 6 exons. Bases 259 to 1008 code for a protein of 249 amino acids. Gene Ontology annotation, cellular component: plasma membrane; plasma membrane raft. The record is from RefSeq and is a predicted model, not a curated record.